This is a messenger RNA of Talaromyces amestolkiae, 777 nucleotides long. RefSeq lists its product as uncharacterized. Lineage: Eukaryota; Fungi; Ascomycota; Eurotiomycetes; Eurotiales; Trichocomaceae. The transcript has 2 exons. The coding region runs from base 1 to 777 and encodes 258 amino acids. The record is from RefSeq and is a predicted model, not a curated record.
AUGACUGCAAAACAGAUCAUCACUCUCAUCACCGGUGCAAACCAAGGUCUUGGCUGGGAAGUCGCCAAAAACCUCAUCCUCAGUUCAGCAUCCUACCAUGUCGUAAUCGGCAGCCGUGACCCUAGCAAAGGCGCCAAAGCCGUCGCCGACCUCCAAGCCCUCCCAGACAUCAAGGGAACACUUGACACACUCGAAAUUGAGGUGACAGAUGACAAAUCAGUCGACGCGGCAGCAGAGACAUUUGCGGCGAAAUACGGCCGUCUUGACGUCCUUGUCAACAAUGCCGGUAUUGCCGGUAUUCUCGGUAUCCCCAGAGAGCUCGCGGCAGUAAGACGAGACAAUCUCCGCGAAGUGUUGAACGUCAAUGUCAUCGGCGCAGCAAGCGUGACUGAGGCAUUUCUGCCCCUGCUACGAAAAUCAGAUGAGCCGCGAUUGAUCUUUGUCGGUUCGAGUAUGGGAUCUAUCAUUGGGGCUUCAGACCCAAAUUCGCCAUAUUAUCGACCCUCAGCGACUGAAUAUCGUGCUAGCAAGGCAGCGUUGAAUAUGUUGAUGGUGCAGUAUCAUCACAUUCUGGGGCUGGAGGACAAGAAGUGGAAGGUUCUCACAGUUGAUCCUGGUGUUAAUGCCACGAACUUUGUGGGUGACGUGGAGGCUCUCAGGGCUAGAGGAGCCCCGGAACCUCAUGUUGGUGGUGCGGUCAUUGCUGCUGCUGUCAAGGGGGAACGUGACGCAGAUGUUGGAAAGAUGGUUGGAAAGUAUGGCGUGUCGCCUUGGUAA